Molecule: messenger RNA, 969 nt
Organism: Dendronephthya gigantea
Lineage: Eukaryota; Metazoa; Cnidaria; Anthozoa; Malacalcyonacea; Nephtheidae
Product: putative defense protein 3
Exons: 3
Coding region: 67-792 (241 amino acids)
Molecular function (GO): oxidoreductase activity, acting on metal ions
Source: RefSeq, a predicted model, not a curated record
ACUAAGCGUUUCUUCUCACACGACAUUGUCCAAUUGUCGUUAUAUGUUGCAGCACCUCAGUCCGCAAUGAACAAACUAAUCGUACUGUGCGUUUUCAUAAUUUUGUUUUACAAACACGCAAACGCACUGCCUGGAGGCGCUCCUUCACAGACAUGUAUAUCAAUGACACCGAGCCCAACAAAACACGGCCAACCUCAAAAAACUGAUGCUCCGUAUGUCAUACAAGUUGACAAGUCGUAUUAUGCAGUGAAUGACACGGUUAAAGUUUAUAUCAAAUCUUGUAAAGAUGGAAUGGAAAUUGCAGGAUUUCUCAUCCAAGCUAGAGAGGAAAACAGUAAUAAACCGUUGGGUCAAUUUUCCAAGAUACCAGAAAACACAAGGCAUCUUGAUUGUACGGCCGACAAUGCUGAUACUGAGCGGGCUGCGGUAACGCAAAUGCGAACGCUGACACAAAUGCCAAAGAAGAUGCUUAUGUUUGAAUGGAAACCAACUGAAAUGACAAGUGGGAAAAUUCAAUUCGUCGCAACAAUCCUAAAAGAUCGACCAACAUUCUGGCUUCGGGUGAAGUCAGUCGUAUUAGAGAAAAAGACUCAUGGAAUGAACUAUACCAUGCCAAACAACGAUAAAUGCCCCGGUAAAAACAGUAGCAUGACCACCACGCCUAAGACAAACGAAAAUGGUAGUCGUGACAUGGGAACCACGCCAAAAGGCAACAGUGGCUUAUCCAAUGCCGCUUUUACCAAUUUGUUACUGUUCAUGGCCGCGGCUGUCACCGCAAUGAUUUUUAUUUGACGAGUUGAAGAAUCUCCGACCCUGUGUGAGAUUGUCUCGACUGGUAUUUACUUAACUAUACUGCAUGAAUGUUCUUUAUAAUUUACUGAAUCACAUUCAAUUAACUAAUUUCUUUCAAUUUGGUAUAUAUACCGCUUGUUUCAUAAAUAAAACUAUGUGAUUGUACAGUUUGUACUA